This is a messenger RNA of Asparagus officinalis (garden asparagus), 1749 nucleotides long. Its product is annotated as protein FAR1-RELATED SEQUENCE 5-like. The record is from RefSeq and is a predicted model, not a curated record. Lineage: Eukaryota; Viridiplantae; Streptophyta; Magnoliopsida; Asparagales; Asparagaceae. Gene Ontology annotation, biological process: regulation of DNA-templated transcription. Gene Ontology annotation, molecular function: zinc ion binding. The transcript is spliced from 5 exons. Bases 1 to 1749 code for a protein of 582 amino acids.
AUGGUGAAUAUACCUCAGCAUCAACAAUUCAGUUUUCUUGGAGUACAAUCUGGAGGUAUAGAAAAUAUUGGGUGCACUCAAAGAGAUUUGUAUAAUCAUGAGAGGGAUAUACGGGCUGAUUUGAAGGGGCAUGAUGGUCAAAUGUUUUAUGAGUAUUUAAAACUGGAACAAGGAAAGAAUCCCGUAUUUACUUUUCAUAUUGAGGCUGAUGAGGAACAAAAGAUUACUCGUUGUUUUUGGUCCGAUGCAAGAUCAAGGCGGGCUUACAAAUUUUUCGGUGAUGUUGUAAUCUUUGAUACUACUUACAACACUAAUCGCUAUGGCCUGAUAUUUGCACCAAUAAUGGGGGUUAACAAUCAUGCUCAAACAGUUGUUUUUGCUUGUGGAUUUUUGAAUCAUGAGAGCGUUGAUGAUUUUGUAUGGUUAUUUACUAAAUUUUUGGAAAGUAUGCCUCGUGGUGCCCCGAAGAUGAUUAUUACUGAUCAAGACCCAGCUAUGACAAAGGCAUUCCCUCAUGUUCUUCCACAUACUUUUCAUAGGUAUUGUAGUUGGCAUAUAUUAAUGAAGUUUUCUGAGAAAAUUGAUGCUGUGAAAAGUGGGUUAGAUGGAAACAAGUGGUUGCAAGAUCAAUAUGAACUUCGGUCAAGAUGGAUUCCUGCAUAUGUUAAUCACAUUUUCUCAGCAGACAUGUCAAGUAGCCAACGAGCAGAAAGUGGACAUGCAUUUUUUAAGAAAUUUGUUUCGAAGAAUAAUUCAUUGGUGGAUUUUAUGAUACAGUUUGGCAGGAGACUAGUGCGCCAACGUCACGAGGAGUUGAUGGCCGAUCACAAAGACGUGAUUGAGAAACCUAAACUUAGAAUAAAUCAUGACUUUUUGGAGCAAAUGGUUGAUAUUUACACUAAUGAGAUGUAUUACAAGUUUGAGGCUGAAGUGUGUGACAGUUUUAACUACAAGUUGCAGUUUGUUAGGGAAACCGACAAUCGUCGUGUGUAUCAAAUUCAAAGAAAGAAGCUUGCAACAAGCAAAGUCCGCGAAAUCGUUUACGACAAGCAGUUGGAUUUGGUUUCUUGUAGUUGUAAAAAGUUUGAAAGCGCCAGAAUCGUAUGUACUCACAUUAUCUCUUAUUUGAUGAAAUUUGAUGCUGAAAUAUUGCCUGAUAAAUACAUCUUAUUGAGGUGGACUAAGUCUGCAAAAUCAGGGACAGUUCAUGAUGAUAAAGGCAUGCAGAUAACCCCUGAUAAUCCUUAUCUUUUAACGCGGAGUCAAUUUAUCCAAUCAUCUUUGGAUUUAGUUGACAAGUCCCUCGUAUGUGAAGAAACAAGGGAGAUGUUUACCGAUGGAUUGCGUAGCAUUAAUGAGCAAAUUGAUCAAUUUCUUAGUAGCCACAUGGCUGUAAUGAGCUUCACUAAGAAAAGUAAUCCAAUAUGUAGUAAGAUAAUUACUGAUGGUACUAGUGCUCAUGGUUCUUGUAGUUAUGAAAAUAGUUUCAAUGAACCCGAUCAAGUGCGAGCAAAAGGGUGCGGCAAAAGGUUGAAAGGAGGAAAAGAGAAAGCAAUGAUUAGAGCCAAAAAUAAAAAAGAUAGACGUUGUCACGGGUGUGGUAAAGUAGGCCAAUCACAUGAUAAGCGAAAUUGUCCGGCACUCACAAAUCCGUCUUCUACAUGCGGUGAUACAAAUUGGCAAGAGGGUAAUGGGUCAUCAAGUGAAGAUGGGGCGCUUUUGAAUCAGGAACUUGAAUCAGGAGCUUAA